UAUGGAUUUAUGAUGAUGCAAUGGAUAGAGAUCCAUUGGGUGAAACAAAAAAAACAUAACGUACGUGGCUGCUCUAUAACGUGUAUAUAAACAUAAGCCAAAGAGAGUCGUGUUGUACUGUGUUUAAGUGAAGUGAGCUGUAGAAGCUUAGAGAUAGAGAGAGAUCAUAUGAAGAUGAGAGGAUCUGAUCAGAAGAUUCUUCUUCUGAUUGUUAUGGUGGUUGUAGCCGCGGCUCGAGGUGAAGACCCUGGUGGGUUCGUGACAUGGAACGACAAUUUCUACUUAACUUGGGGACAUAAAGCUUUGGUUCUUAAGGAAACCUCUGAGCUCGACCUCACCCUCGAUCAUAACUCUGGGUCCGAGUUUGAAUCCUAUUUGAUGUACGGAUCAGGAUCUUUCAACAUGAGAAUUAAGGCACCCAAAACCAAGUCUACGGGAGUUAUUACUUCCUUCGACUUAAUCUCCCUAUCAAGCCGCCGUGACGGGCUCUGUUUCCAGAUUCUGGGAAAUGGCACAACGUAUCUGCUGAAUACAAAUAUGUUGCUGCUCGGCGAAGGAGGCAAAGAUCAGAGGUUUCGUCUUUGGUUUGAUCCAACCAAAGAUUAUCAUUCCUAUAGGUUUCUUUGGAACCCACACCAGCUUGUGUUUUAUGUAGACGAUACACCAAUCCGUGUGUAUAGGAAGAAUCCAGACACUUACUACCCAACGAAGCAGACGAUGCUCCUACGUGGGAGUGUGCAAAACGGAUCUGUAAUUGACCCUAAGCAGAUGCCUUACAUAGCUAAGUUCCAGGCACCAAAGAUCGAAGCGUGUGAAACCACGUUCAUGUACUUAAAGAAUUGCGCUGAUCCUAAGUUCUGGUGGAACCGCAAAGAGAAUUGGCAGCUAAGCUCUAGAGAGAAGAAACUGUACAUGAAUGCAAAGAAGCUUCACCUUGCUUACGACUAUUGCUCUGAUAGAACGCGAUAUCCAAAGGCUCCUCAAGAAUGCAGAAGUUACGCUUAGAGAAUAUAUGCAAUUAACUGUCAAAUUGUCAUCUUGGUGGCAUUUUUUUGGGCAUUCAAUUGAUUAAAAUGUUUGUUGUAAGUUCAAUCCCCGAGAGGUUUUAUAUAUUUAUAGUAUUUUUGUGAUUUUUUUUCUUUUUCUCAUCAUAUCCAUCUUAAAUUUCUCAUCUUAUUACAAUUUUGAUCAAAUAAUAUCCAUUUGAGAUUAUUUUGUUUAUUCAAACAAAUAUGAAAAGAGCA
Molecule: messenger RNA, 1244 nt
Organism: Thlaspi arvense
Lineage: Eukaryota; Viridiplantae; Streptophyta; Magnoliopsida; Brassicales; Brassicaceae
Source: the annotation of a GenBank genome assembly